Molecule: messenger RNA, 907 nt
Organism: Ilex paraguariensis (yerba mate)
Lineage: Eukaryota; Viridiplantae; Streptophyta; Magnoliopsida; Aquifoliales; Aquifoliaceae
Source: the annotation of a GenBank genome assembly
AUUAAAUUUACCCAAAAAUUAUACGCCGCUGACGCACACAUAAAGCUCAUUUUCCUCUUUCCUUAGUCUGUCAAAAAAAUCGCUCUCUCUCACACACACAAAGCUAAGGGAAUGGCAGAACUGCUGACAGACGAUCAAAUCUCCGAAUUCAAGGAGGCUUUCAGCCUAUUCGAUAAGGACGGCGAUGGCUGCAUCACUACUAAGGAGCUUGGGACAGUGAUGCGAUCAUUGGGACAGAACCCUACCGAGGCAGAGCUUCAGGACAUGAUCAAUGAGGUUGAUGCAGAUGGGAAUGGGACAAUUGACUUUCCUGAGUUCCUCAACCUGAUGGCUCGGAAAAUGAAGGACACUGACUCUGAAGAGGAGCUCAAGGAGGCUUUCCGGGUUUUUGACAAGGACCAGAAUGGCUUCAUCUCUGCUGCUGAGCUUCGUCAUGUUAUGACAAAUCUCGGUGAGAAACUGACAGAUGAGGAAGUUGAUGAGAUGAUUCGUGAGGCCGAUGUGGAUGGCGAUGGGCAGAUCAACUAUGAGGAAUUUGUCAGGAUCAUGAUGGCUAAGUGAGAAGCAAUCUUAUCCAAAACUUGGAAAAGUAAAAAACCAAAAAGGGAGACAGGGAAGUUUAGUCUCACGAGAUUUCUAUAUCUUAUUAGGACGUGUUCAUUCAGUAUUAUUAGCUCUAGUUGGUUGUUUGUCUGUUUUCCUUCUUGCAUUGCUUUGUAGUGUUGCUCUUCGAUGUAUGUUUGUUUGCUUUGUCUCUUGUUUCAGUUGUUUGGUCUGUUCCUGUUAGUAUCUUCUUGCUUCGGAUAUUUUCUUCCUACAUCUGCCAUUGUGAACCUGGAACAAAUGGGAGAAUUUGAUGUGUUGGUUUAAUGAUAGACUAAUUUUGUUAAUAUUUCAAAUAUUGAAC